UGCUAGUUGAGCUUUAAUAGGGUGGGGAGUAAUGGAAAACUCAUUGGAUCUGUAAUAGCUCUUCACUUGACUGCAGCCAGCAAUAACAGCAGGAGCAGCCAGAGAUAAGAGAAGGAGUGUGUGUGUGUGUGUGUGUGUGUGCGCACAAGAGAGAGAAAGGGGAGAGAGGGAGUGAGAGAUAGGAAUACGCGCACCAAAGCUGCCACUUCCCUCCCCCCCUCACUCUUUUCCCCCCACAUCCUAGGAUCCAAUGAUAGCUGGACAAGUCAGUAAGCCCUUGCUGUCACUGCGGAGUGAAAUGAAUGCAGAGUUGAGAGGUGAGGACAAGGCAGCUGCUUCAGACAACGAGCUGAAUGAGCCCCUGCUUGCGCCUGUGGAAUCAAAUGACAAGGAGGACGCUCCCAGCAAGCUCUUCGGAGCCAGAGGAAAUACAGCACUGUCUGAUACAAGCACAUCUGAUCAGCACCAACCCAGUCAAUCCCAUCCAGCCUUCCCUGUCGGGCCCCAGCCACUACUGACGGCGCAGCAGCUAGCCUCAGCUGUAGCAGGGGUGAUGCCAGGAGGCACGCCAGCACUGAAUCAACCUAUCCUUAUUCCUUUCAACAUGGCGGGUCAGUUGGGGGGCCAGCAAGGACUGGUCUUGACUUUGCCUACCGCUAAUCUCACCAACAUCCAAGGGCUGGUGGCCGCAGCUGCAGCAGGAGGCAUCAUGACUUUGCCGUUGCAAAAUCUACAAGCUACCUCAUCCCUGAAUUCCCAGCUUCAGCAGCUUCAACAGCUUCAACAUCUCCAGCAGCAGCAGCAGCAACAACAACAAGGCCAAACUAGCCAGCAGCCACAGGGACAAGCCAGCCAGCCACAACAUCAAUCUCAGCCACAGCCACAGACGCAGCAGCCGCAGCAGCCACAGCCCCCGCCUCCACCACAGACGCAGCAAACACAAAGUCAGAGUCAGCCGCCACCAGCUCAGCAGUCUUCAAGCUCUCCUCAAAAGCCCAACCAGUCACCAGGGCAUGGCCUUCCCUCACCUCUCACGUCACCAAACUCACUCCAGCUGGUUAAUAAUCCUCUAGCAAGCCAAGCAGCGGCAGCAGCGGCAGCCGCCGCCAUGGGCUCCAUAGCCAGCUCGCAGGCCUUUGGCAAUGCACUCUCCGGUCUACAGGGGGUCACAGGUCAACUAGUCACUAAUGCACAAGGACAGAUCAUUGGAACAAUCCCACUGUUGCCUAAUCCAGUCUCAUCUAACCAGUCAGCCGGAGGAGCUCAGGGUCUUCAAGUGCAGCCAAUCACGCCACAAUUACUGACCAAUGCCCAGGGGCAAAUCAUUGCCACAGUCAUUGGGAACCAGAUCUUGCCAGUGAUCAACACCCAGGGAAUCACACUUUCGCCACUCAAACCAGGCCAACAGCUCCACCAGCCACCCCAGACGCAGGUGGGGCAAGCAGCAUCCCAGUCCAAUCUGCUACAUUUAGCUCACAGUCAAGCAUCUAUGUCUCAGAGCCCCGUGCGGCAGGCUUCCUCUUCCUCUUCUUCCUCCUCCUCAUCUUCAGCUUUGAGUGUUGGCCAGUUAGUCAGCAAUCCCCAGACAGCCUCCAGCGAGGUGGACGGGGUGAACCUUGAGGAAAUCCGAGAAUUUGCCAAAGCUUUUAAAAUCCGACGCCUGUCACUUGGUCUCACCCAGACGCAAGUUGGUCAAGCUCUAAGUGCCACAGAAGGUCCAGCCUACAGCCAGUCUGCCAUCUGCAGACACACCAUCCUGAGAAGCCACUUUUUUCUACCACAGGAAGCCCAAGAGAACACUAUAGCUAGCAGUCUGACAGCCAAACUGAACCCUGGCCUUUUGUAUCCUGCCAGGUUUGAAAAGCUGGACAUCACCCCUAAAAGUGCCCAGAAGAUAAAGCCGGUGCUUGAACGAUGGAUGGCUGAGGCUGAGGCCCGCCAUCGGGCAGGUAUGCAGAAUCUUACUGAAUUUAUUGGAAGUGAACCAUCCAAAAAGCGCAAGAGGCGGACCUCAUUCACGCCGCAGGCUCUUGAGAUCUUGAAUGCCCAUUUUGAGAAGAACACGCAUCCCUCUGGGCAGGAAAUGACGGAAAUUGCAGAGAAACUGAACUAUGACCGGGAAGUAGUUAGAGUCUGGUUCUGCAACAAGAGGCAAGCACUGAAGAACACAAUUAAACGCCUAAAACAGCACGAGCCUGCGACGGCAGCCCCAAUGGAGCCCUUAACAGACUCUCUGGAAGAAAACUCUUAAAUUGAUAGAUUUAAAGGAAGAACACACACGAACAAAUAAAACUUUAAACAUUUGAACUCUGUAAAGAUGCUCUUUCACCAUCCUUGUAAGUAAAAGACUCAGAAAACUACAAGAUGGACAGAACAAUUUAUAAAUGUCUGUGGGUUUUCCUAGAUAAAAACAAACAGAAAAAAAUACAAAAAAAAUUACACAGCACUUAGUGUGUGUGUGUAUGUGGUAGAACUAGUUCCAAAAUAAGCCAGUGUUUUUUUUUAAAUGGACUUUAAAGUAAACCAAAUAACUGCUUACUUUUUCCUGUAUAUUAUGAAAAUGUGAACAUGUUUUAUGGAAAAAGAACCCAACUACAACAGCAAACCUUUAACUGUUUUUAAAGGAGAGAGAGUACAAGCCUGCCACCUGGAGGAGUGAUUGUAGCCUUUCAGGUAUCAAGUGCUUCUUCACUAUGAAAACUAUUAACCAAAGUCAGAAACAUGGCAUUGAAAACUAGAUUGUUAGUCUACUCUUUUAUGAGCGCUACAUUGUGUUAUGAAUUUUUACAUUUGUACUUUGCAAAAAGAGGAAAAUAAUAAUAAUACAGGACUCUCUUUUCCCCCUGCAUCCUCUCUCACAUGUUCAGCACAUGAGUAUGCUACACUUGGUUUGAGCUACAAUUCUCAACCCUCUUGUUUGGCAUACACAGUUUUGUGAUCUCCAAAUGUUUGUGUGCCAAAAUGACUGUUUCUCUAAACGGUGAGGUUUGCUUACUUUAUUUUUUUAACCGAAGAUCUUAUUUAUUUGCAGUUUUGAUUCAAAUUUGGUUGACACUUUGUUUUGGCUGCCUUCUCCAUCCCAACACCAUUUAAAUUUCUUGUGUGAAGACGUGGACUUUUUAAAUUAUGCAGUGUAAUGAUGACAUUAUAAGGACAUAUUGAGCAACUUGAACUUUCGCUUACAGUAUACAACUUGCCACUUACGCUGUCCUUUGGCCACGAACUAGGAGAGGUUACCAAAGCUACUUUUGUAAUAUAAAUAUAAAAUGCACACGUGGUCCAAUAUACUGCAUCAUUGUUUAUGGUCCUAUCUAUAUGAAGCAAUUUCUCUCCAAAGUCUGAUAGCCAAAGAACUUUCUUGGGAUUCUAUUGAAAAGCAAGCUGAUGGCAAAUGUAAGAACAGAACGAGGAUUUCCCCCCUCAAACUGCUGCAUCUCUAACUUUCGUUUUACUGUUUCCACUUUCACUGUUUGUUUGUUUGUUUGUUUGUUUGUUUGUUUAUUCCUGCAUUGCAGGGGAUUCGACUAGAUGACCCUCAAAGUCUCUUCCAACUCUACAAUUCUAUUAUUCUGUUAUUCUGUUCUUCCCCCCUCUGGCAAGUGCUACUUUCAGAACUGUGCACAGACACAGAAGGGAUUAUGUGAAUGCCAGAUUUGACUGAAUUACUUAAUAUGACUUGUUACCUAAUUUUUGAACUGGGACCCGGAAGCAGAAAUCACUGGCACGUAUCUUGGCUGUCAUCCAAAACUUCAUGGCCAUUCAGUCAAAAGGGUACAUAAAGCCAGAGCAACAAAGUUCAUAUCCCAACAUCCCCAUAAUAUUUGGAUUCAGGGUCCUUGACAGAAAUCUGUGUUACAUCCUGCUCCAGGCUUCUCAAAAUGCAUUAGAAUCUGUCAUUUCAUUGUACAAUACUUCUCCACCUCUCCAUGGUGUAAAUCUGAACUUACUCAUCUUUUUUGACACAACUCAUCAUGUGCGACUGAGAGUCAAAUCAUCCACAGAAUCUGUAGCCUUAAAGGUCCCACCUCCCUUACAGGUUCUUCCCUCUCGCACUGGAAAGUAAGAGGAGAUGGUUAAAUGGCUGGUCUAAAGCAGGCGGGAUGCAACAUAGGCAGCUUCACCUGUUUCAACGGGCUUUGGAUCCAGUUCUCAGUUUUCAGAUUGUCACCAGGGGCAUAAUCCAUGCUCCAUUUCAAUUGAGCUUGCACAGCAGAAUUAUCUGUUGGUUUGUGUUUCCAAGCACUGCAUGCCAGGAAAAUGGUCAGUGGCCAAGCAAAUGCUGACUGCAUUCAUAAGAAGGCCGCUAUGAGCACGUCACAAAAUAUUUCCUUGCCUUGGAAAAAGUGAUCAUAUGAUCUGAAUGAACAUUUGCCCUCCAAAUUAGAAAUAGUUGGCUAAAGCCCUUAUGAAAACUAUGUAAGCAUACUCUUCAUACAGAAGAAAUUAACAGUGUGCAGACAGAAAAAAAUAAUGUAUACUGAGGUUAGAUGUAAUUAAUAAAGCAAAGAGGACUCUAAUUCCAAGCUCUGAACAAGUCAGAGGCAAGAAAUGGUGAUUCAGGAUGGGCAUGUACAAAAUAUUCACAAAGCCUGUGUGUUUUAGGUUUUUAUUUUGUUUGUUUGUUUUUGGCAGAGAGUAGAUUUCUGCUCAUGUUAGCAAUGUGAUCAUAGGACUGACUAUUUCUCCUGCCUAUGUACACCUAUAGUUCAACUGCGAGCCUUAUAGGCUGAGGUCUGAACUUGCUCUACAGCAAAGGGUGUGCCUCUUCGUAAUCGAAAUCAUGAAUUUAAAUCCUACUGCAGUAGGUAAGAAUGAUUAAAUUUCUGGAUUGGCCAUGGGUUGGAAAAAGUCCCAUGUCAAGUCUGGAUUUUAGUACAGGUGUUCACAUCCAUCAUCUGGCCCUGAUAAUCAAUAACUGCCAAAAUUCAGUUUUAACAACAGCAGCUUAAUUUAAAACAACAACAACAAAGCUUGCCAUCUGCACCCUAGUUAUGAUGAACGUGAAAUUAAAACUGUCAGGAGUAUCAGGAGACCAGCCACAAAUUAUCUAGAAAACCGUCAAGAGCUUGUAGAACUUUGAAAGCCCAUCUCCUAGUGCUCUGCCCGUCUCCCCCAGUCAUUCCUUUUUCCAUUCUCAAAUAUCAGCAAAACCAGAGCCUUGCUCCUGGAAGCAAAAAUAUACUAGCCAUUUGCUGCUUAAAAAAUUAGAUGUCAGAUUCUCCAUGGAACAGUUAAAAAGUCUGCAAUGGAACGGGGGGGGGGGGGAUGAAAUUUCCAGGAAGCAACAUUAACCAAAGACUGUAUAAAACACUUAAAACCAUCACAGCAACAGUUAGACAGAAACUAUUUCCUUUCUAAACUUCACACUGAAAUUGUGUAAGUUAGGACAGUGAUAAUAUAAAAUGAAAUAAAUUGCCAUCAUGAAACAAGUUUUUUUGAUUUUCAUCUUUGUACUCGUGGAACCAUUAACAUGUCAUAAUGUUCUCUUUUUAAUAGUUUUUUCUGGUUGUUAUCACUUAUUUUUACAAGGGAAAGUGUUAGGUUCGUUUUUAACAAUCAGUUUUUUCGCUCGGAGGCAUAACGGAGUGCCUGAACAAAUUCUUAUAUGUAUAUGUAAUUCAUAAAGGCUGCAGGUAUCGGGAGAUUUUUUUUUCCUCUCCCCAAACAAUAGUUAUUAUUUCUAUUUGUAAAUCUGUUCUGGGCUCCAAAGAGCCCUGUACACACACCUAGAACAUUCCCAUACGCGUACCAGGGUUCUGUCAACUUCCCUUUUAACCACAGCCCCUUAUGCUGCUUUGGAAACAUCCCCCAAACCCUCAAGAGUGGUUUCCAGGGCGCUUGAGGAGCUGCAGGAAGAAAGCUUUUCCAUGAGCAGCUCAUGGGAUCCUGCUCAAAUUAUAUACACAGCAAUUAUAUACGAAGCCACCUUUGGGCAGUGACGAAAAUAUAGCACACUAGCAAAUAGUGGAGGAAAAAACAAGCCCAUUUCUUACUGGAGAUAACGGCUUCAUUAAGAUGUAAUGCUAAACCAUGGUUUUCUAUUACAGUAAUGAUUCUAAUCUCUCUCAAAGCUGGCAAACCACUCUCUCUCUCUCUCUCUCUCUCUCUCUCUCUUUCACACACACAUACACACUCUUCCUCAAGUGUGUCCGGGAGGAGACAGGAAGCUUCCACUUUUGUUUUGGAAUUACUGCAGUCUAGUUUGUCAUCCAAAUCCUAAACUGUGGUUCUUCUGAACUGUGCUAAGUGAAAACAAGCCAAAUUCAUAAAUUGUGGUUUGAAGCAGGCUUGUUUCCAUUCGGAUUAACUGCAGCAUGUCUGGGAUCAAAUGGCAAGGCAAUCUGCAAUCCAUCGACAAUGAAAACGGAAGCUGCCAGCUCCUGCUCACGACUGCUGGGCUGCUUCUCGUAAUGCGAUGUAUUAGUAGUAGUGCGUCCAAGCCAGGCCAGAGGCAUGUCAGGUUUACCUUCCCUGAGGAGAGAAGUAAGUUUUGCGUAGGGAAUUAGCAGGAGUUACUGAGCUGAUUUUUGUUCUUUAUUUCUGGAUCCAUCUUUUCCCACUAAAGCCUAAGGUUUGCUGCCCUAAAAAAAAUUUUUUUUUUUUGCUGGGACACAGUCACUCGCUGGAACAGCUCCUUGCUACAAACCACUACAUUAUCUCAGAGUCACAAAGGCGUUAAUUUGGUGUGUGAAACAGAUCUGAUGCCGGAAAUGUUGAGGCUUGGAGUGUACAGAUCAGAAAAAGAGACCAAGUCCAUUCCGAAGUUUUCAGUUUAUGUUCUAAUCACGCAAACGAUGAAGUAAACAGACCAAGAAAGCAAAAAGGAGCUAAGAAGGAACAAGUAGAGGCGUGUCAAAGUACUCAAGCUAUAACCAAAAAGAAAUAUGUAUAAUGCCUUUGCUCGUCUUCUCAAUGCUGGACCAAAGCUCAAUGUUUGUAGGUAUAUGCACAUUGUAUAGAUAUGGCUAAAUGUUGCUGACAAUCUUGCAAUACUAAACUGUUACUAUUUUAAGAAAAGAAAAGAAAAAGAAUACAGAAAGAAACUGUUCAUCAGUGUUUUACCUCAGCACUCUACUUGUACCCAGCUCAUGAGCAACACUGAAUUAAGGAAUUAAAAAAUAUAAAAAAAGGAAAUUAAUUUCCAUGUAAAUGUUUGACUGUAAAAAAAAAAAAUUGUUUCAGUAAUAUUUUGUACUGAGCUUUUUGUCAUGUAGUUUGCUUGUUUCCGACUUGAGAUUAUGUGGGGCACAUUUGUUUAUUUAUUGUUGAGAAAGUGGUUUUUUUUUAAGAUUUUAAUUUUAUAUAUAUAAAUAUAUAUUUUGGUCCUAUGUGCUGUCGGGUGCAGUUCAUAAGUUCUGUUCUUGCACGUCCUCCAUUCAUUCCACUGGAGUGGAAGCAUGGCUCCAGCGCGUGCUCCAUGGAAGUGAAUGGGGGCUGGGCGGCAGCGGGGCUUAACGUCUUGCACUCAUAAUCUACAGGAUGGUCACCAGGGUCACUUACGAGGCACUACAAAGGAGACCUGCUUUUCCGUGCAUGGCACUCACAGCAGGAAAGGUGGCAGAGAAUGACAUGGACUGUGUUGUGUUCUUCAUUUCUUUUUCUUUUUUAAAAAGAAAAAAAAAAUCAAAGGAAUCAAUGUGGAGGACUUGUGACCAAGAAGCCAAACUGGUUAUUUCAAGUUCCUUACUGUUCUGACUUUGAAACCAAAGCUGAAUUAUCUAUCUGCACAGGUUGCUUAACAUUUAAAAAAAAAAUUUAAAAACUGACAAAAACUGUACUUAAACUAGAGCAAUAUCUGUAUGGUCAGUAAAGCUGCACUUUGUGUAUUUCUUAACAGCUUCAGAUCUGUCACUUUUAAU
Messenger RNA from Podarcis muralis (Common wall lizard), 7859 nucleotides. It is a transcript of the gene POU6F2, whose product is annotated as POU class 6 homeobox 2. Lineage: Eukaryota; Metazoa; Chordata; Lepidosauria; Squamata; Lacertidae. The record is from RefSeq and is a predicted model, not a curated record. Gene Ontology annotation, molecular function: RNA polymerase II cis-regulatory region sequence-specific DNA binding; DNA-binding transcription factor activity, RNA polymerase II-specific. Gene Ontology annotation, biological process: regulation of transcription by RNA polymerase II.